AUGCGCAAGUAUGGGGACUUUCGCGUCGUUGACACUCCGAUCACGGAAGCAGGCUUUUGUGGUAUGGCAGUUGGGGCUGCAUUCGCUGGACUUCGCCCCAUCUGUGAAUUUAUGACUUAUAAUUUCUCAAUGCAAUGCAUUGAUCAAGUUAUUAACAGUGCCGCAAAGACGUACUACAUGUCGGCAGGCCAG
Gongylonema pulchrum is the source of this 192-nucleotide messenger RNA. The record is from the annotation of a GenBank genome assembly. NCBI's taxonomy places the organism in Eukaryota, Metazoa, Nematoda, Chromadorea, Rhabditida, Gongylonematidae.